CAGAGUCCCUCCAUGAAAUAAGAUGGGGAACCAGGACGAACAGUUCUGUCUCAAAUGGAAUGAUUUCCAACAAUGUAUAAAAUCCACGUUUCAGGAUUUACGAGAGGAAUCUGAUUUCAUGGACGUAACCCUAUCCUGUGAUGGGCAACAGAUAAAAGCACACAAGGUGAUACUGUCAGCUUGUUCAUUAACCUUCAAGAAUCUACUCAAACAAAACCCUUCACAAAAUCCAGUCAUUUUACUAUGGGACGUGAGCCCCCGAGAUCUGAGUUCUAUCCUCGACUUUAUGUACAACGGGGAGGUGAACGUGAAACAAGAACAUUUAAACUCAUUCUUAUCUGUGGCGGAGAAACUGCGCGUGCGCGGACUCUGUCAGAACAACGGCAAGGACACAAACAAACCCAAAGACAACAAAACAAAAGUGCGCGCCGCCGAACCGAGUGAAACGCCGGCCAAACGGCCAAAGUUCGAUCAAAUAGACGAUGACGAGAUAGAAGAAAUCAAACCGACCGAACCGCCGACGGUUAAGCAAGAGCGGUUGGAAACAGUGACACCUGGAUUCAGCGCGGCUGUGCCGCCGCAGUCGGUUCAGGUGGUCGGGGAGGCGUUUACGGAGGAGUUUGCUGAGACGGAGGACUAUGGAGAGUACUACGAGGACGGAAACUAUGGCGUGGACCCGGUGGAUCAGGGACAAGCAGGAAAAGAAAAUACAAUUCUACUGGACGGCGAACAACUUUACGAAUGCGAACAUUGUGGAAAGGUUUAUCCACCAAAUAGAAAAUCUAAUUGGAAAAGACACGUACAAACUGUUCACACAGAGGAUGAAAGAUUACCCUGCUAUUUAUGCAAAAAGGUUUUCAAAAAUAAAGUGUCAUUAUCUGUUCAUAUGUCAAACGCCCAUACGAGUCGUGGAGAGUUUUUGACGUACAAUCCUGAUGGGGUCAUAGAGAACAGUUAGUUUGUGUACAUACUUGUACACAAAGCCAGUACACUCUACAGAUCUUACUAGCAACAAAUAUUGUCUUGUUAUUUAUUAGUUAAAGUAUUAGUCAUAUUUACCUUAACAAUAUCAAACUAUUUCAGCGACCUUAAAUGUGUACAUAAUGUGUACAGAAGCCAGAACUUUAAUGUGGGAAUUAAGCAUUAAUUUUCACUUUUAAAAGUGCCCACAUUUGAUAUCGAAAUCAAGCGUGGUGAUCAAGAUUAUCCAUAUCCACACAAUAGUUCCGAUCUCUGUACAUACAAAGUCUUGUAUUGUACAAUCUACAUACAAUGCACAGUGCAGUAAUGUACACUGUACAUGAAUAACCUGUUUGAAAGUUCAAUUUUAAAAAUAAAGUAUCUUGUCAAGAAAGA
Molecule: messenger RNA, 1356 nt
Organism: Eurytemora carolleeae
Lineage: Eukaryota; Metazoa; Arthropoda; Copepoda; Calanoida; Temoridae
Product: broad-complex core protein isoforms 1/2/3/4/5
Exons: 7
Coding region: 23-958 (311 amino acids)
Biological process (GO): regulation of transcription by RNA polymerase II
Cellular component (GO): nucleus
Molecular function (GO): protein binding; DNA binding; DNA-binding transcription factor activity, RNA polymerase II-specific
Source: RefSeq, a predicted model, not a curated record